GGUUCGAGUCCGACGCGCACGCCUCCGCCCCGCAAACACAGCUCGUGCCCGUCCGUCCCGGCGGCUCUCUCAAACCCACACUCCCCACCUUCUUGCGGCACAAGCCGGAGCCGACGAUCCCCCCGCCCGCGCCGCCGUCGACGCGGCCUCUUCCGCUCGCCGGGAUCGGAGAGAACUGUAUAAACGGUUCGGUGAUUGAAGCGACUUAAGUCUUAACCAUGAGUAGCAUAGGAACCGGGUAUGAUCUGUCCGUCACCACUUUCUCCCCGGACGGCCGUGUCUUCCAGGUCGAGUAUGCUGGCAAGGCCGUCGACAACAGCGGGACGAUUGUUGGGAUCAAGUGCAAAGAUGGAGUUGUCCUCGGUGUGGAGAAGCUGAUAACAUCGAAGAUGAUACUUGCCGGGUCGAAUCGGAGACUUCACUCUGUUCACCGGAACUCUGGCUUGGCUGUGGCUGGGUUAGCAGCAGACGGUAGGCAGGUGGUCUCCAGAGCAAAGUCAGAAGCUGCCAAUUAUGAAAAGGUAUACGGAGAACCCAUGCCUGUGAAGGAAUUAGCUGAUCGUGUAGCUAGCUACGUUCAUCUGUGUACACUCUACUGGUGGCUCAGGCCUUUUGGCUGUGGAGUUAUUCUUGGAGGUUAUGAUAGGGAUGGGCCACAGCUCUACAUGAUCGAACCUUCAGGGCUCUCAUAUAAAUAUUUUGGUGCUGCUCUGGGUAAAGGAAGACAGGCUGCAAAAACGGAGAUAGAGAAAUUGAAGCUUUCUGAGCUAACCUGCAGGGAAGGCAUUGUUGAGGUUGCCAAGAUAAUUUAUGGUGUACACGAUGAAGCGAAAGACAAAUCUUUUGAGCUGGAACUGAGCUGGGUGUGCGAUGAAUCUAACCGUCAGCAUGAGAAGGUUCCAAAUGAUCUUCUGGAGCAGGCCAAGGCAGCAGCGCAGGCAGCGUUGGAAGAGAUGGACGCCGACUAAGAAGAGACCAUGAGCUCUGCUCCCCAUUUACUUUCACAUGCUCGCGUAACAGAUACCGGACUGGAGCGGUUCGUUUUCAGUGCAAAAAACUACCUUCAGGCGUUGUUGCUUACGGUUCCAUGAUUCCAUCCCAGUUGAGGUAGCAAGCAGGUUCUCGUGUUUUGGGGGGUUGUAGCGAAUCGUGUUCUGCUUGCUGUUGGUCACACACUGAAUCUUAAUCCAUUGAAAUCCGAACAUGUUUGUCACA
Molecule: messenger RNA, 1215 nt
Organism: Triticum urartu
Lineage: Eukaryota; Viridiplantae; Streptophyta; Magnoliopsida; Poales; Poaceae
Product: proteasome subunit alpha type-3
Biological process (GO): ubiquitin-dependent protein catabolic process
Cellular component (GO): proteasome core complex; proteasome core complex, alpha-subunit complex
Source: RefSeq, a predicted model, not a curated record